UAAUAAUAUAAUAACUUCACUCGUUAUGCACCCCCACUCCGACCACUCGCCACCUCCAUAACCACCAUCUCCGGCGGACUCACUCUCUCUCUCUCAUCCCCUUUCUCUCUCUAAAACCCACAAACCAGAUACACAUAUUCAUCCAUCAGCCAUACAUAUACACUCGUUAGAACCUCAAGAGUUUUAGUGACAGUGGGUCCCAUCUGUUGUCGUGGAAGAAUCGAUCAAGAAUGAGUUCUCAGAUCAUGCGGAAUAUGUUUCAGGGCCCGCAGGGCCGAGGUGUGGAAGCUGAGCUGGAAUGUUUUUACAUGAGAUCUCAUGGAAGAAAAGUGGCUAGAAUUCACAUGCACGAUUGGCUUAUAUUGAUCCUACUUGUCAUCAUCGAAAUCGGUUUAAACGUCAUACACCCGUUCUACCGCUUUGUUGGCAAGGAUAUGAUGACGGAUCUUAAAUAUCCAAUGAAGGACAACACCGUUCCCUUGUGGGCCGUACCAGUGUACGCAGUGUUAUUGCCUAUUCUGGUUUUUCUUUUCAUCUAUUUCAAGAGGAGAGACAUAUAUGAUCUGCACCAUGCAAUUUUAGGUCUCUUAUUUUCUAUACUUAUAACCGGCGUUCUGACAGAUGCUAUAAAAGACGCCACUGGGCGACCUAGACCAGAUUUCUUUUGGCGUUGCUUUCCCGAUGGAAUCGACAAUUAUGAUCGAUGGGGAAAUGUUGUUUGUCACGGUAACGAAAGCGAUAUAAGAGAAGGUCAUAAAAGCUUCCCAAGCGGCCAUUCUUCAUGGUCAUUUGCGGGCCUAGGGUUUUUGGCGCUGUACUUAGCUGGAAAAAUCAAAGCGUUUGACCGUAGUGGCCAUGUGGCAAAACUAUGCAUCGUUUUCCUUCCGCUUUUAAUGGCAUCUCUUGUAGCCGUUUCUCGAGUGGAUGACUAUUGGCAUCAUUGGCAAGACGUAUUUGCCGGUGGUCUUUUAGGUCUCACCGUUGCGACAUUUUGCUAUCUACAGUUUUUUCCAGCCCCGUAUCACACUGAAGGGUGGGGUCCGUAUGCUUAUUUCCGGGCUGUUGAAGAGACGCGUUCUACUAGAAGGGUAGAUCGCCCGGUUAAUGAAAUCGGGCUGGGGAUUCCGGAUUUAAACCAACAAUCAAGGCAGGACCGAGCCGGGCCCGGGCUGGAUUCUUCUUCUCCAGAUUACCAUUCUUAUUCGUUGGAGAGUGAUGUAGAGUCUGGAAAAGUGUGACAUUUGAAUGAAAAUGUUAAAGCUUUUAGAGAAAAGAAAAACAUGAAGGAGUGGUAAAUAUUAUUGUUGAUCAUGGAUGUAUGUUUGUUUAUACUUUGUUGUUUUUUUUUUCUCUUAAUGUUUUCAUGAAAUAUGUUGGUCCCUUUUAAA
Messenger RNA from Helianthus annuus (common sunflower), 1388 nucleotides. RefSeq names its product lipid phosphate phosphatase 2. Gene Ontology annotation, biological process: phospholipid metabolic process. The record is from RefSeq and is a predicted model, not a curated record. Gene Ontology annotation, molecular function: phosphatidate phosphatase activity. Lineage: Eukaryota; Viridiplantae; Streptophyta; Magnoliopsida; Asterales; Asteraceae. The coding region runs from base 231 to 1238 and encodes 335 amino acids. The transcript has 9 exons.